AAAUACUGUAUAAUGGCGGCGCCCUUGAGCGACAUGGUUUGGUGAAUGUUGACAUUCGACUGCCACUGCGUAUAGCAACAUGACAGCAAGAAUUCACCAAUUUAGAAAUGCAGCGUACAAGUAUGUGUUCUCCAAGGAGGUCCAUCAGCUGCUGCCGGCUCACUACAAGCGGAGGUGUGUGGAGUUUAUGGAGGGCGAGCCUACAGCUGUACACUGGCAGCCAGAAGAAGGGCCAUUCAGGCAGAACCCCAACUCAGGGAAACGUGAGCGUGUGCAGAAUGUCCCUGUGAAGGUUGUGUACCCCGCCGAGUGCAACAAGGGCUUGUGGGGGAGGCGAGGGCCUGGUUGUCGGCUAUCGGAAGAGUGAUCGGCGCUUUGCUUCUAGAAUCCCCAAAAUCUGGCGGCCAUACCUGACGAAACGGGUGCUGUACAGCGAGGUCCUUGACAAGUAUUUUGAGAUCCAGGUGACCCUGCGGACCCUUGACCUUAUUGAUGAGGCGUAUGGGUU
Molecule: messenger RNA, 508 nt
Organism: Haliotis rubra (blacklip abalone)
Lineage: Eukaryota; Metazoa; Mollusca; Gastropoda; Lepetellida; Haliotidae
Product: 39S ribosomal protein L28, mitochondrial-like
Exons: 4
Coding region: 80-367 (95 amino acids)
Source: RefSeq, a predicted model, not a curated record